Drosophila ficusphila is the source of this 1683-nucleotide messenger RNA. Its product is annotated as fatty acyl-CoA reductase wat. Gene Ontology annotation, cellular component: peroxisome. The transcript is spliced from 5 exons. Gene Ontology annotation, molecular function: alcohol-forming very long-chain fatty acyl-CoA reductase (NADP+) activity. Gene Ontology annotation, biological process: long-chain fatty-acyl-CoA metabolic process. Lineage: Eukaryota; Metazoa; Arthropoda; Insecta; Diptera; Drosophilidae. Bases 59 to 1558 code for a protein of 499 amino acids. The record is from RefSeq and is a predicted model, not a curated record.
UUAAAGCAACUCAUUUGAUGAAGUGAAUCCAACGAGUGUAUAGCAUUUUUGUAACAAAAUGGCGAGUGAAAUUUUAAGUUUUUAUAAGGAUAAAACGGUUUUCGUAACCGGAGGCACGGGAAUGCUGGGCAAAGUGAUUAUUGAAAAGCUGUUGCGAUCGACAGAAGUGAAACGUAUUUAUUUCCUGGUGAGAGCCAAGCGAGGCGAAGGAGUGGAAGGACGAUUUGAAAUCUGGAAAAAGAAUGAGAUCUUUGAAAUUCUGCUGAAGAACAAGCCGCGUGCUCUCGAGCUAGUGACUCCAAUAUCGGGUGACUGCGCUUCUUCCGACUUGGCCAUCAGCGAUGAGGAUCGAAGGACACUGAUCGCCGAGGUGCAGGUGGUGAUGCAUGGAGCAGCUUCAGUGAGGUUCAUGGAACCACUGCAGCAGGCGCUGAACAUUAACACGCGUUCAGUGCGUCUGAUGGUGCAACUGGCCAAGGAGAUGCUCCGCCUGGAGGCAUUCGUCCACGUGUCCACCGCCUAUUCCAAUUGCGUAAUCAAUAACACCCAGGAGCGCUUCUAUCCGGAGCACCUGACCUGUCCCGUUGACAAGGUUCUCGACCUGAGCCAUUCCCUCAGCGGCGAGCUGGUGGACCGGAUGGCACCGGCCCUACUCGGAAAAUACCCAAACACCUACACCUACACCAAGGCUCUCGGAGAGCAGAUUAUUCAGAAAGAGGCCGGAGACCUGCCAAUCGGCGUUUUCCGACCAGCUAUUAUUUUAUCAUCCUUCAAGGAACCAGUACCGGGAUGGAUUGACGGGUUGCAAGGACUGGUAGCCAGCAUUUAUGGCAUUGCCUACGGGGUUAUCCACCUAAUGUUGGUCAACCUCAAAGUAAAUGUCCAUAUAAUACCAGUUGAUUACUGUGCCAACGUGGCCAUUGCAUCAGCUGUCCAAAUAGCCAAGGUCGCCAAAAAGGAUAGGAAGAUCGAUCCACCCAUUUACACCUACUCACCCACCCAGUCGAAUCCCAUCACUUACGGGGAGUUAAUUAAUAACUGCUACAAAUACGGUCUGGAUGCACCGAAUACCAAGAUGGUUUGGUACCCGUUUAGUCAUAACAUCACUUGCUCCUGGCUGUUUGAUGUCGGCGUCUAUCUGUACCACAUGUUGCCCGGAUUCCUGAUUGAUGUCACCUUACGCCUCAAAGGACAGAAAUCCGUUAUGAUAAAGAGCUAUCAUAAGAUCCACGAAGGCAUAAAACUAUUGUAUCCCUUCUCUAAUAAGUCGUAUAUCAUGGACACGAAAAAUACCGAUCAGAUGUGGCAGUCUAUGUCGGCGGAGGACAAGAGAAUCUUCAACUUUGACAUGUCGGUCAUCGACUGGAUGGAGUAUUUCAAGUAUGUCAUGGAAGGAAUUCGACUCUAUCUGUUCAAGGAUCUCAGGACACCAGAAUCCAUUGCCAACGGUCGCAAGAUUUUAUUUAAGUAUUACGUAUUGGAUAGAGUUAUGAAACUUGUACUACUUCUUGUAUUUGGGGCCUUUGUUUGGUUCUUAUUCAACUUAGGAUUUAAUUAAGGGCCUAAAUAUAAAUAUUUAUGUUGAAAUUGCGCGCUAAACGGUGAAAGGCGAAUUCAACGUGUUUUUUUUCACUACAAAACUGAAAUAUAUAUACGAUUACAGUGUAAGCUGACAAAACAAAA